Messenger RNA from Sclerotinia borealis F-4128, 267 nucleotides. The record is from the annotation of a GenBank genome assembly. Lineage: Eukaryota; Fungi; Ascomycota; Leotiomycetes; Helotiales; Sclerotiniaceae.
AUGGCAACAAACGACAUUGUAUCCCCAAACCCAAAUCGCAUGUCCACUAUCUCCACCACAUCCGUAGCAACCGAUGCCUCAGCCACUGCAGAACUGUCUCUCGUCGUAGAUGAACUUCUAAAUUCUCUAUCGAAUAAAUUUGCUGGUGUUUCGAGCGAGAUUUUCGCAAAGAUGGACGAGAUGUCGCGACGUCUAGAUAAUCUAGAAGCUACACUGCAAACUAACAUGGCACCGAAGGAUGGAAGAGGCAGUCCUACGAAGAUGUAA